Messenger RNA from Jatropha curcas, 1342 nucleotides. It is a transcript of the gene ABCI20, whose product is annotated as non-intrinsic ABC protein 9. The record is from RefSeq and is a predicted model, not a curated record. Gene Ontology annotation, molecular function: ATP hydrolysis activity; ATP binding. Lineage: Eukaryota; Viridiplantae; Streptophyta; Magnoliopsida; Malpighiales; Euphorbiaceae.
UUUUCCUGUAUUUGAAGUGUUAGGUGAGAGAGGGAGAGUACUUAGAAGCUGAGAAAUUAAACUCUUGAACAGAGUUUCUCAAUCUUGAACAUUGUUAGAAAUGGCAGUCGUGGAGCUUCAAGGACCAACAAUAGAGAUCAGCGGUCUCAAGUUCACGUAUCCAGGAAUCGACGGAUAUCCACCGCCUGGAUCCAAACCUUUGAUCGAUGAUUUCUCUCUCACACUCAAGUCUGGUGAUCGCUGCCUUCUCGUUGGAUCCAAUGGCGCCGGGAAAACAACGAUAUUGAAGAUAUUGGGAGGGAAGCAUAUGGUAGAACCGCAGAUGGUUCGUGUUUUGGGAGGGUCUGCUUUUCACGACACUGCUUUGACGACGUCUGGUGAUCUCUGUUAUCUUGGAGGAGAGUGGAGGCGAGAAGUUGCUUUUGCUGGCUUUGAUAUUCCCAUACAAAUGGAUGUUUCUGCAGAGAAAAUGAUAUUUGGUGUGGCAGGUAGCGAUCCUCAAAGAAGAGCAGAACUAAUCAGGGUAUUAGAUAUUGAUCUCUCAUGGAGGAUGCACAAGGUUUCUGAUGGUCAAAGAAGAAGAGUGCAAAUUUGCAUGGGUCUCCUAAAGCCAUUCAAGGUUCUUCUUCUUGAUGAGAUAACAGUUGACCUUGAUGUGCUGGCAAGGGCUGACCUUCUGAAGUUCUUGACAAAAGAAUGUGAAGAAAGAGGUGCUACAAUUAUUUACGCAACCCAUAUAUUUGAUGGAUUAGAGGAGUGGCCAACCCAUAUUGCGUAUGUGGCUCAUGGGAAGUUACAAUUAGCAAUGCCAAUGGCAAAAGUGAAGGAGAUCAGCAAUUUGUCACUUAUGAGAACAGUGGAGAGCUGGCUGAGGAAAGAAAGAGAUGAGGAGAGGAAGAGAAGAAAAGAAAGAAAGGCAAGUGGUCUUCCAGAAUAUGAAAAACAAAUAGACGGAAGUCGAGUUACUGGUGAUCCAGCUCAGGCUGCUGUUCGUGCUAUGAACAAUGGUUGGGCUGCAGGAAGACUGCAUUCAACCAUUGCAGGUGAAGAGAAUUUUUUCCUAAGCUCAAAUAGAGUUUUGAGACAAUAGAAAAAAGGCCAAUUCAAAGUAUUUUGAGUCCAACAAUUGGUUUGAAGAUACCCGUUUGUGCACAUUUCACUCACUGUACCACCAACCUGCUUAUCCUUUUUUAAGUAUUAUUACCAAUUUAGUUCAGUUCAAUUCUUGCUAGAGCAAACAUAAAAAAUAUAAAUUUCAAUACGUUAGCCUGUAUCAGUGUAUAUCAAGUUGUUAACUUGUACCGCUGUAUUCAUCAGCUGAAAAUCCAUAAAUGAUGUACCA